Molecule: messenger RNA, 3913 nt
Organism: Linepithema humile (Argentine ant)
Lineage: Eukaryota; Metazoa; Arthropoda; Insecta; Hymenoptera; Formicidae
Product: ribosomal protein S6 kinase beta-1-like
Biological process (GO): signal transduction; peptidyl-serine phosphorylation
Molecular function (GO): protein serine/threonine kinase activity; ATP binding
Source: RefSeq, a predicted model, not a curated record
CGGCGUGGUUACGACAAGGCCGUUCUGAAUCCGCCGCUCCCCAACACGCUUCCCGACGGCCCUCCGUAAGCUAGGCAGCAUACCGUCGGUGCAACUCGUCCGUGCUGCAUGACGACGAGGUCAAAGGAUUGAUGCGCUGACAACCACGCAUCCGGAUCGUCUGGUGUGCUCAACAUUCACCAAGCAGCUCUAGAUCUUCCCGAUUUGACUGCCACGAUCAGCACGACGAGCACGAUGUCGGCGAUCUUCGACAUCGAACUGCAGGACGCGGGCCUAUUGCAGAGGGACGAGACAUCGGAGGACGACUCUUCGGACGUCAUUGAGAUCGGCGCGGAGGAAUGCGACGCCGUGCUGGAUGUGAAUGAGAUCGUAAACUCGUACUGUGGCUCGGACGCGGUGGAAACAGUGGCGAUAUGCGAGCACAAUGUCAAUCGCGAUUGCGGAAGGCUCGGGCCGCAGGAUUUCGAGUUGUGCAAAGUGAUCGGGAAAGGUGGCUACGGCAAGGUUUUUCAAGUGCGCAAAAAAACCGGAAACGACAGGGGCACGCUCUUUGCUAUGAAGGUAUUACGCAAGGCAUCGAUUAUAAGAAAUCAGAAAGAUACAGCUCACACUAAAGCUGAAAGAAACAUUUUGGAGUCUGUAAAGCAUCCGUUUAUCGUGGAUCUCAAAUAUGCUUUUCAAACUGGUCAUAAAUUAUACCUGAUAUUGGAAUAUAUGUGUGGGGGGGAGCUAUUUCGACAUUUAAAUGAUGAAGGAAUAUUUUUGGAAGACACUGCCCGCUUUUACUUGUGCGAAAUCAUAUUGGCUCUGGAGCAUCUCCAUUUGCAAGGAAUUAUAUACAGAGAUUUGAAACCAGAAAAUAUUCUAUUGGACGCAGAGGGACAUAUUAAGUUGACUGAUUUUGGAUUGUGUAAAGAGCAUAUACAAGAGGGUGCCGUCACACAUACAUUUUGCGGAACUAUCGAAUACAUGGCACCUGAGAUUCUGACGAGAAGUGGACAUGGAAAAGCAGUGGAUUGGUGGAGUUUAGGCAGUUUAAUGUACGACAUGCUCACAGGAGCUCCGCCAUUUACCUCGGACAAUAGGAAGAAGACCAUUGACAAGAUUCUACGUGGCAAGCUAAUUCUACCGCAAUAUCUGACACCUGACGCUAGAGAUCUUGUUCGAAAACUGUUGAAGAGACAAGUUGCGCAAAGAUUGGGAUCUGGCCCACUGGAUGGCGAGCAAGUAAAAAUACAUAGAUUUUUCAAACAUAUCAUUUGGGAAGACGUUAUAUCUCGGAAGUUAGAACCUCCUUUUAGACCAAAGUUGACUAGCGAAGACGACGUUUCGCAGUUUGAUAAGAAAUUUACCGCUUCCGCACCGAUAGAUUCGCCAGUGGAAUACACCUUAAGCGAAUCAGCUAAUAGAGUAUUUCAGGGAUUUACAUAUAUAGCACCAAGCAUAUUGGAAGAUGUGUACACGCAACAAUCGUACCUAACCGCCAUGUCGCCACCACAAGUGAUAAGAGCCAGAAGUCCUCGUAAAGCUAUGCGUGGUUUUUCGCCCCGAACAACCCAUUUCCAUCUCCAUAAUACACAUCUACAAACUCACAGACACAAUGGGGUUAGUCACGGCAACAUUGAAGAUGCAGAGAUGAUUGAGAUAGGCUAACCAUUACUAUUGGACUAGUAGAUAGAUUUUUGUCUAACUGCUGGAUAUUCAUGAUUUUUCUCAGGGAGGGAUUUUAUAAUUUAGGGGAAAUAGUUAGAUAGGGAGUGGAUGCCAAUGUCCACAUGAUUACUUUAUUGGAUAUCCAGCAGUUACAUUUAGCUAAUCUUUUUUUUCCUCUUUUUUUUUUACGUAUUGCGUGUAAAAAUAUUGAUUGAUACUAUACAUGGUAUAACGGCGACGCAGCAGUUACCUGGUAGCGCCUAGAAUUGCAGCUUGAACAAUUAGAUUCGAAAGCAAUCUACAAGAAAGUAUAUAUUAUUUCCACGUAAUUAUAUAAUAUAAUAUACAGAUGAUUUCGGUAUUCUACGUAACAGUUUUAUCGAUUUUUAUAAAGACGGGAUUUUUGCUAAUGGAGCAGCCACAUUGUUGCCCAUGUAACGACAUUGUAAUUUGUAUCACGGUGUAAGAUAAGCUUUUGAAAAAUUUGGAAAUGCUCGGGCGCAAUGCUCGAGACGUAAGAGAAAGUUAAGUAAUCAUUAGAAGCUAAAAAAAAAAGACUUAAUCUUGAUAAUAUUUUUACAUCUGAAGAUUUAUAUACGUCAUGACAUAUACGUCUGUAAUAAUAUAAAAUUAUUUUGUAUCCGGUCACGAGGGAAAACACUUAUCAACACAAUUAAUUACUCCCCGAACGAGGAAAGUUUCGAGAAAUGCUACCGCAACCGCUCCGCCGCUCAAAAUUCGUUCCAUAUACCAUUGUCUAUUUAGGAGAAAAUAUUUUCAGCAGUAAUAACGUUUCCAUGGCAAUAACGUAAGGAGUAGUUCGCCUAAGUAAUAAUCGUAGAGAUGAAGUAUAUGACACUACAAUGGAAUUGCAUUUAAACGAUGAAAGUUCCUAUGCAUUGCAAAUUUGUUUACAUAGUUUGUUCUCCGCAGCAAAACAGCAUUCUGUUGAACAAUCAUGCAUAUCGAUAUUCUGGAGUGAGAAGGAUCGUCUUUUUGCGACUUGAAAAUGCGGAAGGCAGGAAUUAUUAUUAUAUAUAUAUAUAUAUGUAGACGUAGAGAGUCGUGUCUCCCAAGUGUAUUAACUUCGAGUCGCCGAUCGUUCUCACUGCGAGAUGUUGAGAGAAAUCUAGUUCAGUUUAUAUUUAAACAAAACGAAUAAGCUUAUUUUGAGAUAAUUGUUUUUUUUUUCUUUUUUUUUCUUUUUUUUUUCUUUUUUUUUAGCUUAUAUUUUAUACUCUACUGUACUUUAUAUACAAAUAUACCACCAAAAUGAUAAAGGCAAUUUUUCGAGUCAAGAGAGUAGUUUGCAGUUUUUAUCGUAAUCAUAAUUUAAUUUUCUUAAUGUUUUUUUACUGAGAAGUAUUUUUGUUACGCUGAAUUAAGUCGAGAAGUCAAAAUAUUUACGGUGUAAGAGACGAUAACAAGUUACCAUGGUAACAAUGUUACUGCGAAACAUUGAAUUUCCAUCCGAAUGAGUAUUUUCAUACUUGUUCCUGUGUUACGUGUAGAAUGUAUAUCUCAUUGUGUACAUAUAUGUAAUAUUAAUUUUAUUCACAGAACGCAGUAGGAGAAAAAAAAAAUAGGCAUAAAAAUACAUAAGCGAAGGGCGACCCGCGUUGCGCGUCGCCCGCGAAAGCUCCAAACUACCCAAGUGUUCAAUAGGCCACGCUAGCCGGCAAAUAUAAUCUUUUAAUUAUUUAUAAUGAUAACAUAUAAUAUAGUCGAGAUGCGAAACGUUGCCCGGCAUCUCUCUUAAAUAUUUUUGUCCGUACGGGAAACAUUCUCUCGUAGACAGGUUGCGCUCCGACUGUGUCUGCAUAAGUGCGUAUAAUACACAUUACGAAAUCAUGUUACUCGCAACUGUAUUGUAUUAUAGGAGAAGUGUGUACUCAGAGACGACGACGAGAAACAAUUUCCAAAUCGGUCUCCCCCUCACCCCCCCUCGUUCCUUCCGCCUCCCCCCCCCCCCCCCGUGUCGUGUGUAUCCGAAAAAAGAAAAGUGUGUAUUUUAAAUGUUAAAUCGGGAAUGUGCCUACAGAGUUGUCAAGACGCUAUUCGAAGAUAUACCUGUAUAUUACGUGUGUGCUCGAUAAUACUAAACUGAAAUUUAUUACGUAACCGUGGAAAGAGCUAACCAGUUAUAUUCUAAGUUACCCCACUGUCCGAUUUUUGAUAAAUACCAAAACCGCUAUACGAACUGUUACCUAAGAUUCGCUUUAAAUUAAAGCGUGCCAGAAAAGGGAAGGAAAAAAAAAAA